GUCAUAACCGUGAAAAAUUAUCAACUGUCAAAAAAUAUGAUUUCUUGUUGAUGUAAUACGCAAAGAAUGCGUUAUCUAUUUUAUUUAUUUUAAAAACUGUGUUAAAAACGUUAUAAUUUAUAUAUUAAUUUGUUGUAAAAGCAUGUAAAUAAAAUAUUUAACCUAAAAUGGCAAAUACAGGAGUUUUACCCUUUGUAAGAGGGGUAGAUUUUACCAGAAAUGAUUUUAGUGGCAAGAAGUUUCCGGAAGCUGUAAGUUCUAUGACAGGUGUGCAAUGGCUAAAGCUAGAUCGAACAAAUUUAAAAGAAAUACCCAAGGAAAUGGGAAAUUUAUUAAAACUUGAACACUUAUCUCUUACAAGAAAUAAUUUAGAGAAACUUUAUGGAGAACUGACUGAACUGAAUUGCUUAAGAACAUUGAAUUUAAGGCACAAUAAAGUAAAAAGUUCUGGGGUGCCAGCCCAAUUGUUUCAUUUGGAAGAACUAAGCACCUUAGAUUUAAGCCAUAAUAAUUUAAAGGAAGUUCCUGAAGGUUUGGACAGGGCCAAAUCACUUUUAGUCCUGAAUUUAAGCAAAAAUCAUAUUGAUGCCAUUCCCAACACUUUGUUCAUCAACCUAACCGAUUUAUUGUUCUUGGACCUGAGCGACAAUAACUUGGAAACAUUGCCACCCCAAACCAGACGUCUUGCCAAUUUACAAACUUUAGUUUUAAACAACAAUCCCAUGGGGCAUUUUCAAUUAAGACAACUGCCAUCCUUAAUAAACUUGGAAACGUUGCAUUUAAGGAAUACACAAAGAAAUCUAAACAAUUUUCCCACCAAUUUAGAAAAUUUAGUAAAUUUGUCUGAUGUUGAUUUGGCUCAAAAUGCAUUACCAAAAGUUCCUGAAGCUCUGUAUUUACUACCAAACUUAAAGAGACUAAAUUUAAGUGAAAAUGAGAUUACAGAAAUAUCCACAGCAAUUGAAAAUUGUCAAAAACUGGAAACUCUAAAAUUAUCCCACAAUAAAAUUACUGCUCUGCCUGCAUCCCUGUGUAAAUUAUCCAAUUUAAGGAGAUUAUAUGUUAAUGACAACAAGUUGGAUUUUGAAGGUAUACCAUCUGGAAUAGGCAAGUUGGGAUGUCUGGAAAUAUUCUCUGCAUCCAACAACCAACUAGAAAUGAUUCCAGAAGGACUAUGCAGAUGCGGUUCCUUAAAAAGGUUGAACCUAAGCUCAAACAAGCUUAUCACGUUGCCAGACGCAAUCCAUUUGCUCACCGAUCUGGACUCGCUCGAUUUGCGCAACAAUCCCGACUUAACGAUGCCCCCCAAACCUGUCGAAAUGACUCGCGGGGCAGGUCUCGAGUUUUACAACAUUGACUUCUCAUUGCAAAAUCAACUCAGGCUUGCGGGGGCCAACGUACCCGCGCCAACGCCUGCUCAAAAUGCAAGUAAGGAUCCGAUUGCAAGGAAAAUGCGUCUACGAAAAGGUAGGAGGGAUCACGAGGAGGCUGACCAGGAUCAGGCAAAAAUUUUAAAGGGAAUGAAAGAUGUGGCCAAAGACAAAAACAAUAGUAUCAAAGAAGAUGAUGCGAAAGCGGAAUCAUUAAAACCAAAACGUUGGGACGAGACGUUAGAAAAACCUUCAUUGGACUAUUCAGAAUUUUUCGAAGAAGACGCCGGGCAAAUACCGGGUUUGACCAUUUGGGAAAUCGAAAACUUCCUGCCCAACCGCAUAGAUGAGGUGGCUUAUGGGAAAUUUUACGAAGGCGACUGCUACAUUGUGCUCAAGACUGGAUUGGAUGACAACCAGUCGCUAACCUGGGAAAUAUACUUUUGGAUAGGCGCUAAAGCCCCACUUGAUAAAAAAGCAUGCUCUGCAAUUCACGCCGUUAAUUUAAGAAAUUACCUUGGCGCUCAGUGUAGAACGAUAAGAGAAGAACAGGCUGAUGAAUCCGAAGAAUUUUUAGGACUCUUUGAUACUCCUCUAACUUACAUAGAGGGGGGCAGAACAUGUAGUGGAUUUUUCACAGUGGAAGAUAACAUAUUUGAAACUAGAUUCUAUAGAAUUCACGGUGCUGGUCCGUCGAUACAUUUGGAAGCCGUUUCCGUAACCGUCGAAUCUUUGGAUCCGCGAUUCGUUUUUAUUUUGGACACGGGCACCAAAAUAUUCUUGUGGUUUGGCAAGAAAGCCAAGAACACUUUAAAGUCAAAAUCGCGCCUAAUGUGCGAAAAAAUUAACAAGAACGAGAGGAAAAAUAAAGCGGAAAUAUUUACCGAAGCAAUGGGGACGGAAAGUGUCGACUUUUGGACGGCUAUGGGAGAGCCCAAUGGAGAAAAACCCGAGGAACCACCAAUAGAACACGUGGAUGAAAAUUUUCUACCAGUCCCACCAAGACUGUACCAAGUGCAACUGGGUAUGGGUUAUCUAGAACUUCCCCAAGUUGAGGUACCCAAUGGUAAAUUGGUAAACACUCUGCUUGGCAGCAAAAAUGUUUACAUUUUGGAUUGUUAUUUGGACGUUUUUGUUUGGAUUGGUAAAAAAUCCACAAGGUUGGUUAAUGCAGCGGCUGUAAAACUUUCUGAGGAACUCUUUAAUAUGAUUGACAGGCCUGAAUAUGCUUUAGUUACAAGAGUAAGGGAAGGUACAGAACCACAGAUUUUCAAGUGCAAAUUUAUCGGCUGGGACGAAGUGAUCGCGGUGGAUUUCACCCGUACCGCGGAAUCGGUGCAGAAAACCGGCGCCGACUUGACCAAAUGGGCUAAGGCGCAAGAAACCAAAGCCGACUUGACCGCCCUGUUCACGCCCCGCCAACCGCCGAUGGCGAUAGCCGAGUCCCAGCAAGUGAUGGAAGAGUGGAACGAGGACCUCGAAGCGAUGGAAUCCUUCGUGCUGGAGGGAAAAAAGUUCUCCCGCUUGCCGGAAGACGAGUUGGGACAUUUCCAUUCCAAGGAUUGCUACGUUUUCCUUUGCCGCUAUUGGACACCGGUGGGCGACGACGACGAUGGCGAAACAGACGAGCAGGAAGAUUUCCAGUGCGUUGUAUACUUCUGGCAGGGCAGGGAGGCUUCGAAUAUGGGCUGGCUGACGUUUACCUUUACUUUGCAGAAAAAGUUCAAGGCUUUGUUUGGAGAUAAGUUGGAAGUUGUCAGGACCCACCAGCAACAAGAAAACAUGAAAUUCAUGGCACAUUUCAAACGAAAAUUCAUAAUCCACCAGGGAAAACGCAAACAAAAAGAGAAGAAUGCAGUUGAGUUCUACCAUCUUAGAUCGAACGGAAGCGCCCUCUACACGCGUUUAGUUCAAAUUAAACCCGAUGCUACCGCCUUGAAUUCUGCCUUUUGUUAUAUUUUAAAUGUGCCAUUCGAACAAGAAGAGGACUCCGCAAUUAUUUACGUCUGGAUUGGUUCGAAAUCGGAUCCUGAUGAAGCCCUGUUAAUCCAGGAAAUCGCGGAGGAGUCAUUUAACACUCCUUGGGUUAGUUUGCAAGUUCUUGCUGAGGGAGAAGAGCCAGACAACUUUUUCUGGGUUGGAUUAGGUGGGAAGAAGCCCUAUGAAACUGAUGCCACAUUUAUGGAAUACACGAGGUUGUUCAGAUGCUCAAAUGAAAAAGGGUACUUUAUUGUUUCAGAAAAAUGCUCCGAUUUCUGUCAAGAUGAUUUAGCAGAUGAUGACAUCAUGAUCUUAGAUAAUGGGGAACAGGUAUUUUUGUGGCUGGGUGCAAAGUGUAGUGAAGUGGAAAUUAAACUUGCCUACAAAUCAGCUCAAGUUUACAUCCAACACAUGAGAGUGAAGCAACCUGACAGACCAAGAAAAUUGUUUUUGACCCUGAAAGAUAAGGAGUCCAAAAGGUUUACCAAAUGUUUCCAUGGAUGGGGUAAUCACAAAAAACCCCCAGAAUAACGAAAACAUUUACUUUAGGAUUUUAUACUUAAGCACUAUAAAGCUGUAUUCUUGCAAUAUUAAUAGCAGUAUUAUAACAUUGUUUUUUAAAUUAUUAUCAACAGCAUAAUUUAUUAAAAUUUUAACAAAUUAUAAACAUUUAUUAAUUU
This is a messenger RNA of Brassicogethes aeneus, 4030 nucleotides long. The record is from the annotation of a GenBank genome assembly. NCBI's taxonomy places the organism in Eukaryota, Metazoa, Arthropoda, Insecta, Coleoptera, Nitidulidae.